Saccostrea cuccullata (small rock oyster) is the source of this 1920-nucleotide messenger RNA. RefSeq lists its product as uncharacterized. The record is from RefSeq and is a predicted model, not a curated record. The transcript is spliced from 3 exons. The coding region runs from base 1 to 1920 and encodes 639 amino acids. Lineage: Eukaryota; Metazoa; Mollusca; Bivalvia; Ostreida; Ostreidae.
AUGGAUGAAGUGAAUUCUGAAUUUCAGGAACUAGAUGAUCUUUUCAAUACACACUUUGGGUUGGAAUCAGUUGCCAAUUCACACUCAGAUUUUGAGGAAAAUCAUUUAACAAGCGAUCAGGAUGAAACACCCUUUGAUCCCAAUAGAUUAGACAGAAUACGCAAUUUUGUUCUUUCUCAAUCAGAAAAUGAAUCGUCAGACUGUGAAAGAGAUGGCGAAAAUGAAAAUGACAUGCCUUCAGAACUGAAUAACAUUGAACGAAAUUGUAAAUGUGGCCAGCGUUGCUUUUCAAAGUUUGAGAAUGCCGUAAUUCUUGACCAUGUAUUUAAUGUUAGAGAAAUGGAAAAAGAUGUUAAGGAUUUAUACAUCAUGGGUUCUAUUAGCAUUACCGGGUCUUCUGUUACUCGAAAAGGAUCAAGAUCCCGAAAUUCGUACCACUAUAGUUUUCGAAAUGUGAAAAUAUGUAGAUCGACUUUCCAGUGUUUGUUUGAUGUGGGGAAAAAGUGUCUCUCGAAUAUCUUGAAACAUUAUUCAGCAAAUGGGGCCGUCCCUAGACGACAUGGAAAUCAGGGAAGAAAGCCAAAGCAUGCAGUCAAUUUUGACGACGUACAGAGAGUGGUAAAUUUCAUUCUGGGUUACGCCGAGGAACACGGCCUCCCUCAGCCUGCGGCCCCUAGAGGUAGGGAUGAUGAGCCUCCCAUAUUUCUUCCUUGUAAUUCUACAAAAAAAGCUAUUCAUGGCCAGUACAAGUCGGCAUGUGAUUCAGAUGAUAUAAGGAAAGUAGAAUACCACACUUUUACAAAUAUAUGGAACUCCUGUUGUUCGCAUAUUAAAAUAUGCGGUCCUCGUUUUGAUGUAUGUCAUCAAUGUGAAUUACUGAGGAAAAGAGUACUUGAUGCAAGAUCAGAAGAAGAGAAGUUAGAGGCCUUAACAAAAUUUCAAAGUCACAUCGAUAUAGCACAGAAAGAAAGAAAUCUCUACAAAAACUCGGUUAAAGAAUCGCUAGAAGAAUUGAAAGGUAUCAAUCGCCAGGAACAUCACAACCAACCGUUGUCCUCUGACUUCACCAAAGUGCACUAUACAUUCGAUUUUAGCCAGAGUGUUGCUUUGCCUCAUCAUGCACGUCAAAUGGGACCCUUGUAUUUUCUUACCUUGAAGAAAGUACACAUAUUUGGGUUUCGUGUUGACGACAAACCUAUGCAAUACAACUAUUUGAUCGGGGAAAACGAAACACUUGGACUGGAUGGGACGCAUUCGCAUGGCCCCGAUACAGUUAUUUCCUUGGUGCAUCAUGGCCUUGGCAACUAUGGAUAUGGAGAAAAAGAGUGUUUGAUCCAUGCCGAUAAUUGUGCAGGUCAAAACAAGAACAAGUUCCUGAUUGCGUACUUUGCAUGGCGAGUGAUUACUGGUUUGCACCAUCAAAUUACUUACCUAAUGCAGGUUGUUGGACAUACACGAUGUCUGAUUGACGCAGGUUUUGCAAGGGCAAAAAAGUUGUUUCGUCGCACCGACUGUGACAGUAUGAAUGAACUUCAGGGAGUUUUUGAUCAGUCUUCAACAACGAACAAAGGUAUUCUCUACGACAACGGAACAGAUUCUACAUGGAAAUACUACGACUGGAAAGAGUUCUUGGGCCGUUUCUUCACCUCGUUACCUGGUAUUUCAAAAUACCACUCGUUCCGAUUUCAUGCAGACUUUCCAGGAUUUGUAUUUGUAAAAGAAAAUACUGAUUCGACCGAGAAAAAAAUCAAAAUAUUCAAACCAGAUGCACUUCAGCAGAUACCAGGAAAUUUUCCUAGGGAACUUGCACCCCUCGGAAUGUCCAGAGAAAGAGUGAAGUAUCUUUAUAAGAAGGUCAGACCAUAUGUGCGUCCAAGAUGUCAAGAUGAAUUAUGCCCUCCAUCCCAGACUGAAGAAUAG